AUGGGAAGGCUUAUCAAGAACCACUGGGCGAGGCUCAUCACCUUAACGGCCGCAACUUACCAAAUUGCUGCCGCUCUCGAAGGAUUCUUCUGGCCUAAGAUAUUUUUCGAUUUCCUCACGAAAACCCUCGACCCGGCUGUGAAGCCCGUACCGGUCUUGCAAAUUAUCAACCUCUUAAUGGGCCUCUGGAUGCUGGCAUGGGAGUGGCCACUGGGGCUUAUUGCCGGAUCGUCUAUCCACCGCAGCCUCGAGGCUCGACUUGCUGUUCUGCCUCUGACCGCUCUGGCUGCCGUCCUGAUCUACCAAGGCACUAACUCGGCACUCUACUACGUCGUGGCAAUGGUUGUUUACUUUUGGGCGUAUAGUGAAGGCGAGAUUGUCUGCGCCAAGCCAUGGACUCUACCACAGAGAGGCGGCCGCGGCAAAGUAUAA
Molecule: messenger RNA, 432 nt
Organism: Pseudomassariella vexata
Lineage: Eukaryota; Fungi; Ascomycota; Sordariomycetes; Amphisphaeriales; Pseudomassariaceae
Exons: 3
Coding region: 1-432 (143 amino acids)
Source: RefSeq, a predicted model, not a curated record